This is a messenger RNA of Microcebus murinus (gray mouse lemur), 2486 nucleotides long. The record is from RefSeq and is a predicted model, not a curated record. Lineage: Eukaryota; Metazoa; Chordata; Mammalia; Primates; Cheirogaleidae.
UGGUAGCCGCGCCGGCGCUCUUCGCCGGGUGUGACGUAGUAAUCGUGCGCCACCACCGCCGGUGGGCCUGGGGCUCGCGGGAGGGGAAGGAGGAGGAGGAGGAGGAGGGGGAGGAGGUGGUGGUGGUGGUGGUGGUGGUGGUAGUGGUAGUAGUGGUGGUGGUGGAGGUGGAGGCUGAAGCAGAGCAAGAGGCGGCCGCGGCGGGGCGGCUCGGCGGCGCGGCACGCGGCCCAGAAGCGUUGGAAUCCUGAAUUGAGACGGCUGUGCCUGAAGACAGCAGGAGUGGCGGGGCCGCCGCCGUCGCCGGAGAGAUGAGCCGGGAAGCUUGAGGCCGGAGACGCCCGCCCUCGGGCCCGUCCGCCCGGCUUCCCCACUCCCGGGUACUGGAAGAUGAAAGAGACUAUACAAGGGACUGGGUCUUGGGGCCCUGAGCCUCCUGGACCUGGCAUAGCCCCAGCUUACUCAAGCCCCAGGAGGGAGCGUCUUCGUUGGCCCCCACCCCCCAAACCCCGACUUAAGUCAGGAGGAGGCUUUGGGCCAGAUCCUGGGUCAGGGACCACAGUGCCAGCCAGACGCCUCCCUGUCCCUCGACCCUCUUUUGAUGCCUCAGCUAGUGAAGAGGAGGAAGAAGAGGAGGAGGAGGAGGAGGAAGAUGAGGAGGAGGAAGUGGCAGCUUGGAGGCUGCCCCCCAGAUGGGGUCAGUUGGGAACCUCCCAGCGGCCUCGCCCUCCCCGCCCCACUCAUCGAAAAACCUGCUCACAGCGCCGCCGCCGAGCUAUGAGAGCCUUCCAGAUGCUGUUGUACUCAAAAAGCACCUCGCUGACAUUCCACUGGAAGCUUUGGGGGCGCCACCGGGGCCGGCGGCGGAGCCUUGCACACCCCAAGAACCAUCUUUCACCCCAGGAAGGGGGUGCGACGCCACAGGUGCCAUCACCCUGCUGUCGUUUUGACUCCCCCCGGGGACCACCUCCACCCCGGCUGGGUCUGCUAGGUGCUCUCAUGGCUGAGGAUGGGGUGAGAGGGUCUCCACCAGUGCCCUCUGGGCCCCCCAUGGAGGAAGAUGGACUAAGGUGGACUCCAAAAUCUCCUCUGGACCCUGACUCGGGCCUCCUCUCGUGUACUCUGCCCAAUGGCUUUGGGGGACCAUCAGGGCCAGAAGGGGAGCGCAGCCUGGCACCCCCUGAUGCCAGCAUCCUCAUAAGCAAUGUAUGCAGCAUUGGGGAUCAUGUGGCCCAGGAGCUUUUUCAAGGCUCAGAUUUGGGCACUGCGGAAGAGGCAGAGCGGCCUGGGGAGAAAGCUGGCCAGCAUAGCCCCCUGCGAGAGGAGCAUGUGACCUGCGUACAGAGCAUCUUAGAUGAAUUCCUUCAAACUUAUGGCAGCCUCAUCCCCCUCAGCACUGAUGAGGUAGUAGAGAAAUUGGAGGACAUUUUCCAGCAGGAGUUCUCUACGCCUUCUAGGAAGGGCCUGGUGCUGCAGCUGAUCCAGUCAUACCAGCGGAUGCCAGGCAAUGCCAUGGUGAGGGGCUUUCGAGUGGCCUAUAAGCGGCAUGUGCUGACCAUGGAUGACUUGGGGACCUUGUAUGGACAGAACUGGCUCAAUGACCAGGUGCAUUUCUUCAAUAGUUUCUUCUAUGAUAAACUCCGUACCAAGGGUUAUGACGGGGUGAAAAGGUGGACCAAAAACGUGGACAUCUUCAAUAAGGAGCUACUGCUAAUCCCCAUCCACCUGGAGGUGCACUGGUCUCUCAUCUCUGUUGAUGUGAGGCAACGCACCAUCACCUAUUUUGACUCGCAGCGCACCCUAAACCGCCGCUGCCCUAAGCAUAUUGCCAAGUAUCUACAGGCAGAGGCUGUGAAGAAAGACCGACUGGAUUUCCACCAGGGCUGGAAAGGUUACUUCAAAAUGAAUGUGGCCAGGCAGAAUAAUGACAGUGACUGUGGUGCCUUUGUGUUGCAGUACUGCAAGCACCUGGCCCUGUCUCAGCCAUUCAGCUUCACCCAGCAGGACAUGCCCAAACUUCGUCGGCAGAUCUACAAGGAGCUGUGUCACUGCAAACUCACUGUGUGAGCCUCGUACCCCAGACCCCAAGCCCAUUAAUGGGCAGGGGGACAUGUGCGACCGACCCUUCCUGAGAAACUCCAGUUCCUUUUCUCUUGUCUCUCCCUACCCAAUUCCCUUUGGUUUUUCAUAUUUAAAUGUUUUGGUUUCUGUAUUUUUUUUUCUUUGAGAAAAUACUUGUUGAUUUCUGAUGGGCAAGAGGUGGCUACAGUAAAGCCCCUUUCUCCCUCUGACUUGCAGGGGAGUGUGGCCUUGUGGCCUGGGUGGGGCAGUCAUCCCCCUUCCAUUUGCCAGGGGCAGGAAAUCAGUGCUGGGGGUGGUGGGCGGGCAACGGGAUAACUGCCUGCCAGAUCUUCAAACAUUUUUUUAUAUAUAUAUAUAAAUGCCACGGUCCUGCUCUCGUCAAUAAAGGAUCCUUUGGAGAUACA